ACCCCUUUGGGGAAAAUGGUGGAAGUUUGUAUUCAACAUUUCUUAUUUCUUUCUUUGAAGGUGGAUUGGUUUCCAAUUUGUUUGUUGAUUUACUAUGAAAUUCACCAGUCACACCAUGUGUGGACAUCAAACUCAGACUAACCUGAUUUGGCUUUUUAGGUUACUUUUUUCGUGCAUACGCAGAUUGGACCUAUAGAAACUUCAAUGAUGGUCAAACGAGGAAAUAGAAACAUAAGUGAUAGCUUAUCUCCUGCAGUUUCCUCAUUAACACCUGGGUUUCCUAAUAACCCAAGUGACAUGGCAUCUAGAGAGUGCAAAUAUACUUCAUAGGAAGCGACAUAGCUAAGGACAAUGGGGAGUAACUGUCCAACUGGUUGGUCUAUUAUUUUCCAUCCUUAGAUGUAAUUCUUUUUGUGCGUGCAUCUGUGCGGAUGUAGUCAAAGCUUUUUGUUGUCCUCACCUUGGUAACAAUUGCUUACUCUGCUCACUCCAUUAUUAUUGUGAAUAUUGUGUAAGCCUUAUAGAUUUAUGGUUUCAAUGAUAGUUAGCACUUUGCAGGAACCAAUGACUUUAUUUUCCCAUUACCAACAUAACUAAUGAUGAUUUGGAAUGCAAGCUUUUUUUCCUUAUUUUAGUUUAUUUACAGCAAUUAGGGUCUUGAGAUGAACUUUAGAUAAGACAAGUCUGCAGAGAAUGCUGAGUUUUGGCUAGGGCUGCUAAAUGGUCGAGUCACAAGUUAGCUUGACCUAAACUCAACUUGUUUGCUAAACAAGCUCGACCAUGAUUUUGAUCACUCAAGUUUAUGUCGCUCUUGCUAGCCGUGUGUUGUGUGGGCGAUGUGAAUGGAGAUGGCUUAAGUGCAUUGACAGUUAAAAUUUAAAAACCUCCAUUGCAGCUACAGUAUAUUUUAUCUGGAUGGUAUUUAAGAAACAACAGUCUUUACA
This is a messenger RNA of Rubroshorea leprosula, 944 nucleotides long. The record is from the annotation of a GenBank genome assembly. Lineage: Eukaryota; Viridiplantae; Streptophyta; Magnoliopsida; Malvales; Dipterocarpaceae.